UUCCGGUCGCUGUGGCCGCGGGCGGGCGGUGAGUCUGGAGCAGGCGCGCAGUCGGUGCUCCGGCUCUGUGCUUCCCCCGCUCAGCGUGACUACCGCUUGCUGCAGCUCUGGGCUGGGGGGCCGCGCUGCCCCAGACUCCCCUCCGGGCGAUGGUGCGGCCUGAGGACGCCUCCAUCCCCCACCGACGCUGACUCGGGUCCCCCAAUCCAUGGCCGCCUCGGCGCCGCCCCCACCGGACAAGCUGGAGGGAGGCAGCGGCCCCGCCCCGCCCCCCGCGCCGCCCAGCACCGGGAGGAAGCAGGGCAAGGCCGUAAGCAAGUGUACGUGGAAUUUAGAGUCUGGAGAGUGGCUGGGAGGAAGGAGACUGUAGAGACCUCAGGAAAACUUGCCUCCGUCUGCCUAUUGCUGCUCUUCCAGGUCUGCAAAUGAAGAGCCCUGAAAAGAAGCGCAGAAAGUCCAACACUCAGGGUCCAGCAUACUCACAUCUGACGGAGUUUGCACCACCGCCAACUCCAAUGGUGGAUCAUCUGGUCGCAUCUAACCCCUUUGAGGAUGACUUCGGAGCCCCUAAGGUGGGGGGUGCAGGCCCUCCAUUCCUUGGCAGUCCUGUGCCCUUUGGAGGCUUUCGUGUGCAGGGAGGCAUGGCAGGCCAGGUGCCCCCAGGUUAUGGCACUGGAGGAGGGGGUCCACAGCCACUUCGCCGACAGCCCCCUCCUUUCCCUCCCAACCCUAUGGGCCCGGCUUUUAAUAUGCCUCCUCAGGGCCCUGGCUAUCCGCCCCCAGGCAACAUGAACUUUCCCAGUCAACCCUUCAACCAGUCUCUGGGCCAAAACUUUAGCCCGCCUGGUGGGCAGAUGAUGCCAGGCCCAGUGGGGGGGUUUGGUCCCAUGAUCUCGCCCACCAUGGGACAGCCUCCCAGAGGGGAGCUGGGUCCUCCUCCUCUCCCUCAACGUUUUACCCAGCCAGGAGCACCUUUUGGACCUUCUCUUCAGAGACCUGGACAGGGACUCCCCAGCCUGCCUCCCAACACAAGCCCCUUCCCUGGUCCAGACUCUGGUUUUCCUGGCCCUGGUGGCGAGGAUGGGGGAAAGCCCUUGAACCCACCUGCCCCCACUGCUUUUCCCCAGGAGCCCCACUCAGGCUCCCCAGCUGCUGCCGUGAAUGGGAACCAGCCUAGUUUCCCCCCAAGCAGCAGUGGUCGAGGUGGGGGCACUCCAGAUGCCAAUAGCCUGGCGCCCCCUGGCAAGGCAGGCGGAGGCUCAGGGCCUCAGCCUCCCCCAGGCCUGGUGUACCCUUGUGGUGCCUGUCGGAGCGAAGUGAACGAUGACCAGGAUGCCAUUUUGUGUGAGGCUUCCUGCCAGAAGUGGUUUCACCGCGAGUGCACCGGCAUGACAGAGAGUGCCUACGGCCUGCUAACCACCGAGGCCUCUGCCGUCUGGGCCUGUGACCUCUGCCUCAAGACCAAGGAGAUCCAGUCUGUCUACAUCCGAGAGGGCAUGGGGCAGUUGGUGGCUGCUAACGAUGGGUGACUCCUGGUGCACAAUGGCCCGGGGAAGCACACAUUUCCCACCACGCUCUUGCAGAGUGAUUCUGUGGCU
Messenger RNA from Acomys russatus (golden spiny mouse), 1598 nucleotides. RefSeq names its product pygopus family PHD finger 2 (gene Pygo2). Bases 426 to 1529 code for a protein of 367 amino acids. The record is from RefSeq and is a predicted model, not a curated record. NCBI's taxonomy places the organism in Eukaryota, Metazoa, Chordata, Mammalia, Rodentia, Muridae. Gene Ontology annotation, biological process: spermatid nucleus differentiation; kidney development. The transcript is spliced from 3 exons.